This is a messenger RNA of Quercus lobata, 1033 nucleotides long. RefSeq names its product ras-related protein RABE1c-like. The record is from RefSeq and is a predicted model, not a curated record. The coding region runs from base 182 to 832 and encodes 216 amino acids. Gene Ontology annotation, molecular function: GTP binding; GTPase activity. The transcript is spliced from 9 exons. NCBI's taxonomy places the organism in Eukaryota, Viridiplantae, Streptophyta, Magnoliopsida, Fagales, Fagaceae.
CGCCUUUUCCAAACUUUUAUUCUCUCCUCGAAAACCAUUUUUCUCAACGGCCGACCGGUGCUGACGUUUCACCAGGGACGCUUCGUUUCCUCUUUUCUCUCAAAAACUUCGAAUCUCUCUCUUUCUCUCUCUCACUCUUCCCUCCGAUCUGGGUUUGCUUCUUCGGUGAUAGAAUUUUUCAAUGGCUGCUCCACCUGCAAGAGCUCGAGCCGAUUACGAUUACCUCAUAAAGCUCCUUCUGAUCGGCGAUAGCGGUGUGGGUAAGAGUUGCCUCCUCUUGCGGUUCUCUGAUGGGUCGUUUACUACUAGUUUUAUUACAACUAUUGGUAUUGAUUUUAAGAUAAGGACCAUAGAGCUUGAUGGCAAAAGAAUCAAACUACAAAUUUGGGAUACUGCUGGCCAGGAGCGGUUUCGAACGAUUACAACUGCUUACUACCGUGGAGCCAUGGGAAUUUUACUUGUGUAUGAUGUCACUGACGAGUCAUCUUUUAACAACAUUAGGAAUUGGAUUCGUAACAUUGAACAGCAUGCUUCUGACAAUGUCAACAAGAUACUGGUUGGUAACAAGGCUGACAUGGAUGAAAGCAAAAGGGCUGUUCCUACCUCAAAGGGUCAAGCUCUUGCUGAUGAAUAUGGUAUCAAGUUCUUUGAGACUAGUGCAAAGACAAAUUUAAACGUGGAAGAGGUUUUCUUUUCAAUAGCUAGGGAUAUUAAGCAAAGGCUGGCGGAUACUGACUCAAGGGCUGAGCCACAGACAAUUAAGAUUAACCAACCAGACCAGGCUGCAGGGGCUGCCCAAACUGCCCAAAGAUCAGCUUGCUGUGGAUCUUAAGCACAUCGUCCUGAAGAUGGGAUCACAAGGAUACAUUUUCAAAGCAACCAGUUUGAUGGAAAAAACUAAUUUUGUUAUAAAUGUCUUUGUUGCCUGUAUUGCCUCUCCCUGUUAUUAUUUUACGAUCACUACUCAUUUGGGUAUGAACGGUAGAUCUUCGUAUUCUAAGAUUAAUUAUAUAUUAGUUUGUUUUCCUUUUUC